AUCUCUGAAGGAAGUUUGGCACCUUGUGGACCAUCAACCGCAUCUGCACCCUGGAGCCGUCAAAGAUGUUUUUCCGCCUCCCAAGGUUAACUCCUGGGUACAUCCGAUAUCUGCAGACACAGGCCGUGCAUAGUGUGGACAUGAAGACCAGUGGCUUGGCCAUGCCCCGUGUGGCUGUGCUACUGGGUGCCCUGGGCAUUGGGGUGUCCGGCUACAGCUCCCGCCAGCUCGCCAUGCACCACAGACCGUCUGCCCGAGUGCUGCGGUGGAUGGACGGACCUGCUGCUCCCAGCGGUGGAUUCCACACUGCCUCUGCUUUCCCCCAACAAGCAGUGGUGGCUCCUGGCUCGGAGCGGCAGCUAUUUCCUGUGACAAAAUUGCCUUAAGCACAGGUUUCCCAAACCAGGAGAGGCAAAACAUGUUGUAAACAAGAGUUCAAUCCCCUCCAAAUAUUUUCUGCAAUUUGGUCCACUUUUGCAUCCCCUUCAACUACAAAAAUACAUACACUACCGUCACCUGGUGUGAACUGAGCGUGCAGUUUGAGGGGGCCAGAUGAACGUUUCACUCUGCUUUAUGGCGAGUGAUGUUUCGAGAUUAAUGACAUUUUAAGACUGGGUGCCUUUGUCAAGCCUGAAGAGCUCUGAUGGCUGCUGGCGUAGCUGCCAUGGGCACAGAUUGCUAGCAAAUUGCUCCUCCGAGGCAGACUGCCAUUCCUGGAUGUUGGGGAGCCAGUCCACAUCCAGAGCUUGCCACUCAGUCUAAUGAAUGACGAUUUAGAGCCAUUGGCAACAGUCCCAUGGAGUAUUUCAAUCUGUCCUCUAAUGAAUCUGAACACUUCAGAGACACUCGUUUGUCUUUGAUCAGUGAGGGAAUGGUGGCGAUUUUGUUUAUUUUUCUACAGAAUAAUUACACUGAGGGAAAAACUAGAGACUCUCAAGAAAUGGGGCUUUUGGUGAGCUUAAUUUCGACAAUACAGUAAUCAGUUCAAUGACAAACCACACAUGCAAGGUUCGCCGUGCAAACAACUAAUGUAAACCCUGUCACAUGAAUAAAGAGCCUUUUAGA
Molecule: messenger RNA, 1065 nt
Organism: Alosa sapidissima (American shad)
Lineage: Eukaryota; Metazoa; Chordata; Actinopteri; Clupeiformes; Clupeidae
Exons: 2
Coding region: 66-386 (106 amino acids)
Source: RefSeq, a predicted model, not a curated record